CGUUUCAUUUGUUAGACGCCCGUCCGCACGCGCUCAAGAUGUCUGACAAGGAACCGAGUGGCAGCGAUGGCAAAACGGCAUCUGCCGACAACGGUGCAUCUUUAGACACUGUUGUGUCCGAAGAGGAAAAACAACUGGCCACAUCUGCAGCGACCGAAUUUCAUGCCGGCAAGUAUAGCGCCUGCCUAGAGACGUUAGACAAGCUCCACGCGAUGAGGCCAACGGAUCCCAAAGUAGCGCACAACCGGGCAGUGGCUCGCUACUACGCGUCUUUGAUGAGCAUGGAGGAGUUCGGUCGCGAGCUUGUCGAAAGUUCGCCGCAGCUGUCGGACUCGCUGGACGACAUAGAUCAGUGCAUUCCAUUCUUCAACCACGCUGUGGCCCUGUUCCACGCGCAGCAUUACCGCCGGGCCUUGGCCGUGGUAGACCGCUUGUUCCAGUUCAUCGAGCCCAUGGACGAGACCGUGGCCAGAAAGAUGUGCUUCCUCCACAUCGAGCUGUGCCUUUGCCUCAAGCAGCCAGAGAAGGCCCUGGCUACCGUCGCGUACCUCGAGAACCUCGUGUUUAAGGCGGACAGCCCAACAGCGGAUGCCGACACCUGCCGCGUGCAGCUCUACAAGACGCGCUGCCUUAUCAUGAUGCGUUCGGUGAAGGCGAGCAAGCGGGAAAUAAAGAACCUGGUCAGCUCGUCGGCGGGCAGCAGCAGCCAGACAGUGUUCCUGAGGAGCCAGUUGGAGUUCCUGCGAGGGAACUACCGCAAGGCCGUCAAGGUGCUGGCCACGGUGCAGGCCGACGAUGCGCGCACCGUCGCUAUGUACCACAACAACCUCGGCUGCGUCCACUUCUGCACGGGCAAGCCGCAUCUGGGCAGCUACAACUUCGCCAAGGCCCUCAACACGUACGUUGAGAGCACCUCCAAGCUGGACGGCCGGCUUUACUUCGAUUUGCUGUACAACCUCGGCCUGCAGAACCUGUACUGCGGCAAGUACACGUCCGCCUUCGACUGCCUCGUGGAGGCGGUGCGCAUGCAGCCCACCAACUCUCGGCUCUGGCUGCGCAUCGCCGAGUGUUGCGUGAACCGCCACAAGUCGGAUAACUCCACCGAUUUCCAGCUCAAGGAUCGCAAGCGGUACAUGGUGAGCGGUACCGCGGGUGCUGGGCCGCACAGGAAAAUAAUCCUGGCGCCCAGCAUUUCGAGCAGCAAGCGCUCGCCGGCCGUCGGCUCGGCCGCCAUUCCGGUGCCCACCCUGGAGUUCGCCGCACUGUGCCUGGGCAACGUGCUGCAGCUGCUUCCCGAAGGAGCGGAGGAGCGCAAUUCAGCGCUCGCCCUGGCCGCGUACGUGGCACUCUGCCUGGACGAUCCCCUGAUGGCACUGAGGCACGCCGAAGAUCUGCUGGGCCAGCCCAAGGUGACGGGCACGCACAGCUUCCUGGCGCAUCAGUACGCUGCCGAAGCGUUACUGCUGCUCGACCGGGUCGGGGAUGCCAUCGAACACCUGAACCCAGACUUGAUCAAGGAUCUGUCGUACAGUUUUUCCGAGCCCGAUGAAACCAAAGGAAAGGAUGACAAAAUGUCCGAAGAAAACGGCAAGGCAUACAGGAAGCCAUGGUAUCCGGCCUCUCCUUCCAUGGCCAAGGUUGUCAGCCUAUACAAUCUGGCUGUGGCGUACACUCUGAGGGGUGGACUAGGAAAAGCAACGGAGACACUCAGGUUGGUCAGUGUGCCAAAGGGCCCUGACCCCGAAAUACCCGUGCAGGCCCUCAUGUUAGCCAUAUACGUCCAACUUCAACAGGGUCAUGCCGACUUGGCAAAAAAUAUAAUCAAACAGCAUCUUCCCCAGUACAAGUGAGCUAUGUGUAUCAUCUUCAUCAUGGUUGAUAUGGAAAGUGGAGCUCACCAUGCUGAAUAGCUUUUGCUUGCCCAGCACACUUCAGAAUCAUCUGUGGAAUACCAGUGCGCGAUCACAAAAGUAAGCAUUGUGGGCACUGUGUGUUUGCGGACAAUGCAGGAAAACUUUUUUACGAUGGUGGUAAUGAAAAACUGCAAGGUUUCAAACGACAUGCCGAAGGUGAUAAUGCAACUGUUUUGACACCUUCACUGCGAGCCUUUCUAGCUGUUAUGUUCACUUCAAAAUGCUGUGUAGAAUGGUGCAUCACAUCUCUGAUACAUUUUAAAUUUUCAAGAUAUGUGAGUGAUAACAUGCCAAACUACUAUAAAAGCUUCCAGUUGUACUGGAAGCAAUCCAAGCAUGGCUUCUGCGGAAAGUUACAAAAGAUUGUGCGAUACACUGUGCCACUUUAAUUUAAUCAAGCAAUAUGCAACGAAACUUUAUGAUCAUUUGCCGAAAAGUGAAAGAGUGAUCACCGUGCUGUUAGGCAUGACUCAAAGUGUGCUGUGUUUCAUGGUAUCGGUGAACUAGUCGCAAUUAAAUUCUCAAUUUUCUACAAUUGACA
Rhipicephalus sanguineus (brown dog tick) is the source of this 2454-nucleotide messenger RNA. RefSeq names its product CCR4-NOT transcription complex subunit 10 (gene Not10). Bases 39 to 1850 code for a protein of 603 amino acids. Gene Ontology annotation, molecular function: protein binding. Gene Ontology annotation, biological process: negative regulation of translation; mRNA catabolic process. NCBI's taxonomy places the organism in Eukaryota, Metazoa, Arthropoda, Arachnida, Ixodida, Ixodidae. Gene Ontology annotation, cellular component: CCR4-NOT complex. The transcript has a single exon. The record is from RefSeq and is a predicted model, not a curated record.